GCCGUGCUCAGGGUGGGGGGCCCGCGGCCUGAGGCGGCGGCAGGAGCGGCUCGGUCCCCGCCGUGCCGGCCCCGCUGCCCGCGGGGGAGCCGGGCCGGGCCGGGCCGGGCGGUCCCGGAGCGCAGCCGGGGAUGAGCGGAGGGGCGGGCGCGCUGCUCCCCGCGGCCGAGCCCAGCCGGGUCAUUCCCAAAGUUUCCCUGCGGGCGGGGGAAGUCGCGGAAGGGGCUCCCGGCGCCCCGGGUGCCUUUGUUCGGUGUCGGGGAGGGCCGGGAGUGCCCGCGGUGGGGCAGGGGGGCACCGGGGAUGGUGCUGGAGCGCUGGGUUUGUACCUGCGAACAGUACCUCAGUGUAUAACGGAGUGCUGAAAUCCCUCUGAGGAGCACGCAGAGAAGUGCACAGAACAGGAGCUCAUCUGCUCUCAGUGAGUUGGCUGUCUUUCAUUCCAGAUGUUUUCAUGCCAGGGGAUUUACUCCUUAUUUAUUUGUGGACUCCUUGUUUCUUUGUGGAGACCUUAGUUUAUUUGGGAUUAGGAUUCCCAUGGCACGUGAACUAGAAGAUAAUUUGGAGUAGGAGGUGUCUUCACGCUGCCCAAGAUGGUCGGGAAGCUGAAGCAGAACCUGCUGCUGGCGUGCCUGGUGAUCAGCUCGGUGACCGUGUUCUACCUGGGCCAGCACGCCAUGGAGUGCCACCACCGCAUGGAGCAGCGCGGGCAGCCCCCGCGGGGGGACGGUGCCAGGGCCACGCUGGGGACAGCCCCCAGUGCCAGCACCAACAGAACCCUGCCCUACAGCAAGGACAUGCCCCUGAUCUUCAUCGGGGGAGUGCCCCGCAGCGGCACCACGCUGAUGCGCGCCAUGCUGGACGCGCACCCCGAUAUCCGCUGCGGGGAGGAGACCAGGGUGAUCCCCAGGAUCCUGGCUGUGAAGCAGAUGUGGGCCAGGUCCAGCAAGGAGAAAAUCCGCCUGGAUGAGGCUGGGGUCACGGAUGAGGUGCUGGAUUCAGCCAUGCAGGCGUUUUUGUUGGAGAUCAUCGUCAAACACGGCGAGCCCGCUCCCUAUUUGUGUAACAAGGAUCCCUUUGCUUUAAAAUCCCUAACUUAUCUCGCCAGAAUUUUCCCCAAUGCCAAAUUCCUGCUGAUGGUCCGGGAUGGCCGUGCAUCUGUGCAUUCCAUGAUCUCCAGGAAAGUCACAAUAGCUGGCUUUGACCUGAACAGCUACAGGGACUGCCUGACCAAGUGGAACCGGGCCAUAGAAACCAUGUACAACCAGUGCAUGGAGGUGGGCUUUGGCAGGUGCAUGCUGGUGCACUACGAACAGCUGGUGCUGCACCCUGAGAGGUGGAUGAGGACUCUCCUCAAGUUCCUGCACAUCCCAUGGAACCAGGCAGUGCUGCACCAUGAGGAGAUGAUUGGAAAAGCUGGAGGGGUUUCUCUUUCCAAGGUUGAAAGAUCCACUGACCAAGUGAUCAAGCCAGUGAAUGUGGAAGCUCUGUCCAAGUGGGUUGGGAAGAUCCCAGCUGAUGUCCUGCAGGACAUGCCAGUGAUUGCCCCCAUGCUGGCCAAACUGGGCUAUGACCCCUAUGCCAACCCCCCCAAUUAUGGGAAGCCAGAUCAGAAAGUGGUGGAAAACACAAGGAGGGUCUAUAAAGGUGAAUUUCAGCUUCCUGACUUCCUCAAAGAAGUGCCACAGCCAAAGAAGACAGUAGAAAUGAAGUCUCGUGGCAAGAUAAAAUGAACGUGGAUCAGUGAAGUGGCAUAGCUGUAGUACUGAACCUAUGGAAUAGAGGAUAAAACAGACAUUUCUUGCACAGAAGGAGAUCAACUGCUGCCUUUUCCAUGGGAAUGAUCCCUCAGGCCUGGCCCCUGGGAUCAGAGGUGUGCUGCUCAUGGCCUGCUCUCUUCAGAAUGUUCUCUCCUGUUUCUUUCAUCCUGUUUUUGUUCUGUAUUUUGCUGUUGUGAGCGCAUGUAAACCUUAUAAAAAAACAACAAAAAAAAAAAUCACUGAUGUUAAUGUAGAACUGCAUUACAUUCGCACAACUAUUUUUUUAAGGUUUUAAAAAAUGCAAAAGCAAUGCCUGUCUCUGAAAUUGCUCUUCUGUUUUAAUUACAGGGCUCCAUCUUCAAAGAUUUUUUUUUGUUUCUUGUAGCAGUUUGGUUUUAAAUGUAUGAAGCUUUCAAGAGUGCUCUGUGCUUGUCCUGAAAGAUUUUUGGUGGAACAGUUUGUUUAAUUCAUAUGUGGAAAAUGUUAAUUAUCUUUUAUUUAAAAAAAAAAAAAAAGUUGAUAAAUUACAUGUACAAUUGCAAUUCAAUGAUCUUUUGUAUUUUAUUUUUCAAAAUAAAUGCUUUAAAUGUG
Molecule: messenger RNA, 2351 nt
Organism: Poecile atricapillus (Black-capped chickadee)
Lineage: Eukaryota; Metazoa; Chordata; Aves; Passeriformes; Paridae
Gene: TPST1
Product: tyrosylprotein sulfotransferase 1
Exons: 9
Coding region: 594-1733 (379 amino acids)
Biological process (GO): peptidyl-tyrosine sulfation
Cellular component (GO): Golgi apparatus
Molecular function (GO): protein-tyrosine sulfotransferase activity
Source: RefSeq, a predicted model, not a curated record